Molecule: messenger RNA, 1590 nt
Organism: Acanthoscelides obtectus
Lineage: Eukaryota; Metazoa; Arthropoda; Insecta; Coleoptera; Chrysomelidae
Source: the annotation of a GenBank genome assembly
CAUCGGAAGCAGUUGACAACUAUGACAGAAUUUUUGUACCUAACCUUACUUUAUGCAAUUUUGACAGUUCCUCGCUGCUCGUAAACAGUUGUGGUAAAAAAUAGUUGAUUUUUUUAUUUUUAGACUAUUUAUCCAAAAAAAAAAAAAAUGGAUUUUGACGAACAGUUUCUCUUUCUGUCCUUUCUUUUUUUGGAAUGUGUCUUUUUGUAUCUAAUGACACAAGAAAAUAGAAGAUGGUGGGUCAGACCAAUAUUCAGAGAAAGGAAUGAGAAAGGGGCUUUUCGAAAUAUUUUUACCCAUAUGAAAACAAAGGAUCCUGAAAUGUUUUUUAAGUGUAUACAAGAAUGCUAACAGAUCAGUUUGACAGUAUCCUGUGUCUCCUCAAGCCAAAACUACUAAAACAUAGUAGGAGAGAAUAUUUAAGCCCUGCAUUAAAGUUGGCUAUGACUUUGAAGUUUCUGGCUCAUGGAGGAUCAUUUCAAAGUUUGUCAUGGGAAUUCCGCGUUGGACAUUCAACUGUUUCAAAAGUGAUCUUUGAAACAUGCACCGCAAUUUGGGAUACAAUGCAACCUAUUUACUUGAAAUCCCCUACUGAACAAGAGUGGAUUAUUAUCAGCCACCAGUUUUCAAAUAGAUGGAAUUUUCCACAUACACUUGGGGCCAUUGAUGGAAAACAUGUUCACAUUCAAUGCCCAUUGAAUAGUGGGUCAUUGUAUUAUAAUUAUAAAAACCACUUUAGCAUUAUCUUACUAGCAUGCUGUGAUGCUGAUUAUAAAUUUAUUUGGGCAGAUAUUGGUGCGUAUGGCUCUGAACAUGAUGCUAGUGUAUUUCGGAGAUCUCAGAUGGGAAAACAGUUAGAUGAAGGAUCAGUUCAGUUGCCAAAGGUAGAUCAAUUGCCAAGUAGCAAUGUUGAAAUGCCCUAUUUUUUUGUUGGCGACGAAGCUUUCCCUUUGAAACCAUAUCUAAUGAGGCCAUAUCCAGGGAGGCAACUAACCGAACAGAAAUCAGUUUUCAACUACAGAUUAUCACAAGCAAGACGUGUCAUAGAAAAUAGUUUUGGGAUACUUGCAAGUAGAUGGAGAGUUUAUCGCUCUCCUCUGCUACGCUCCAUAAAAACAACAGAGGCUGUGGUAAAAGCUACAAUAUGCCUACAUAAUUAUUUGAAAACUGAGGCACCAACAACAUAUGUACCACCUACAUUAAUAGACUCCUUGAAGGAUGAUGGUGGAACAAAUAGGGAUGGUGAAUGGAGAGAAAUCAUCCAAAAUGACACCAACUUGACACCAAUUGGCAGAGUGGGAGCAAAUAUAUCAGCCAGUGCAACUAUGGCUUUGAGAGACAAGCUAGCAGAAUAUUUGAUAUCAGAUGCUGGAGCAGUGUCAUGGCAAAUGGCAUAUGUUAACAGAGGAAGAUUUUGAAAUAUGCUAGCAUACUGUCUAUUGUAUGGAAAUUAAAAGCAUAGUAGUAUUUUUUAGUAUCAAUUUUUAUAAAUAAAAGUAGCAAGUAUACAUUUUUGUAUAUUUUAUUCCUACACAUUAAAAGAAUGACAUAAUAUAUUUCAGAUAUCUUCAUUCUCAAUAUAUUUAACUA